This is a messenger RNA of Papaver somniferum (opium poppy), 2512 nucleotides long. Its product is annotated as transcription termination factor MTERF8, chloroplastic-like. NCBI's taxonomy places the organism in Eukaryota, Viridiplantae, Streptophyta, Magnoliopsida, Ranunculales, Papaveraceae. Gene Ontology annotation, biological process: regulation of DNA-templated transcription; chloroplast organization. Gene Ontology annotation, molecular function: double-stranded DNA binding. The transcript has a single exon. Gene Ontology annotation, cellular component: chloroplast. The coding region runs from base 1 to 1233 and encodes 410 amino acids. The record is from RefSeq and is a predicted model, not a curated record.
AUGUUUCGAUCCUUGUGGUACAGAGUGGGAGCAAAUCUCAAAAGAACAACAACAACAAUCAUCAAUGGGCAACCAAUUUCGUCAUCAUCAGCACCAACUCGGUAUUUCCACUUCAAAUUACAGAAUCCAAAUGUUGUUAUUAGAACUAGGGUUAGUUCAGUGUUCUUAUGUUCCUUCUCUACUAUUAGUAAUAAUGUCAGUUCAUCAUCUUCUGCUUAUGAUUCUUCAUUUGUAGUUAAUUAUUUGAUAAAUUCAUGUGGAUUGUCUGAAAAUGAAGCUCUUAAUGUUUCCAAGAAAAUCAAAUUCAAGACAACAUCCCAACCAGAUUCAAUUUUAACACUAUUUGAAGACUAUGGAUUCACUAAACCCCACAUUUCAAAACUCAUCAUUAAGCAUCCAAUAGUUCUCUUAUCUGAUCCUUAUUGUACCUUAAAACCCAAGUUGGAUUUUUUCAAUUCUAGAGGGAUACAUGGAAUUGAGCUAGCAGACAUCAUCUCAAGGAGCCCAAACAUUCUGAGACACAGCUUAAGAGACGCUGUAAUCCCUUCAUUUGACAUCUUUCAGAGGAUUCUACAAACCAACACAGAUGUCAUUAAAAUCCUUAAAACCUCGAAUUUUUGGGUUUUUUGCAUGAAGCGACUUAAGCAUUUGACAGUCAAUGUAGAGCUUUUGAGAUAUGAAGGUGUCCCUCAAUCUAAUAUUUCCAAGUUUCUAAUCAGGCAACCUAGUGGAUUUAUGGGAGAUGCUGAUAAGUUUAAAAAGAUUGUGGAAAAGGUUAAAGGAAUGGGUUUCGAUCCUUUAAGUAGAACUUUUCUUGACGCUUUAGAAGGAUUGGUAUCAAUGAGCGAAGCAACUUGGGAAUCAAAAAUCGAUGUUUACAAGAGCUGGGGUUGGUCUGAAGAACAAUUUCAAACAGCAUUUAGGAAAAGUCCUCGAUGUAUGAUGGCUUCUGAGAAGAAGAUUACAGCAAUUAUGGAUUUCCUUGUGAACGGAAUGGGCUAUGAUUCUUCAAGUAUUGCGAAAAUUCCAUGGAUUUUCAAUUAUAGCUUGAAGGAGAGGAUUAUUCCUAGGUGCUCUGUUAUUAGAAUAUUAGUCUCGAAGGGUCUGAUAGAGGAAAUUAGUUCUCUCAGUCCAAUUUUAGCAAUGGUGGAUAAGUCCUUUUUGGAUAAGUUUGUGAAACCAUAUGAGCAAGAAGCUCCUGAACUUAUGAAAGUAUAUACCAAGAUCAGUUGAACAACUGAGAGCUACUUCUGAAAUAAAGGAUUUGAAGAGAUGAGUAUGUGUUACUGGUAUCCGUUCUUUCCCCCUUUUGGUUAGUUGCUGCCUCUUUUUACAGUUUCGAUCUACGCUUGUUUUGUUAUUUUGGGAUUGAUAAUUGUGUCACCUCUCAUGCAAGGAUAACAUGAAGAAUAUCUGUCAUGGAGUAUUUAUGCAGGCUUUAAUGUCAGUUUGUCACAAAGGUUAGCUAGAAAUCGUUAAAUCGGAAUAUUAGAUAGGAAUUGUAUUUGCUUCUGGAAAUUAUUUAGACAACUAUGUUGUCUAAAUAAUUUCCAUAUUGUGGGCUAAAAAUACCCCGAGAGAGUUAUUAUUAUUUAUGAAGUUCAAUUUAUGGGUGAAGCAUAAGUUUCUUAUAAAUUCAUUUGGUGUCUCAUGCUUUAGAAUAUGGUGAGAAAGGCCCAUAUGGUUGCUGAUUGUUUCGCUUCGUGUGUGUAUUUUAGUUUCUGGGUAUAUGCAAAAUUUGGCAAUUCCUUCUUUCUCUUACAUAAAACUGUUGUAUUGGUUUUCAUGGAAAUAUUUUUUUGGCUUAGCAUUACUGUACUGUUAGAAUAUUAUAGCUACAAAAAGGAAGUGAAAGUAUUUGUGAUUGGUGGAAAGUAUAGUAUGAUUAGGCCAUGGCUCUUUAUUGUUCAGUUAAUCUGAUUAUGUAUGCAAGUUGUGUUCAAGAUCUAGAUGGCGUCAUCACAUACUCACAACCUUCCACUGUAUUUAAUGAAUGUGCAUACAUAUACAUGGUUUAUCCCUUAGAUUUUGGAUUACCACAAUUUUGUAUGUAGUUUCUGCAGUGAAUUCAGGAUCCAGUAACUGUCUUCCCAUCUUGCUUUAGAAAGACCCCACGUUUUCCUUGAUUUAAUCACCUUCUUGCUUGUUUUGCUUAUUUGUCAUAUGACAAAAAUAGUUCACUUGGCUUUGCUCUAUUAUCAUCAUCAGGUACAGGUUCUGCAGGGAAGUUGUGGCAUUCCCUGGUAUCCUCAAUGUGUAUCUUAAUCCCCAUCUGCACUUUGGUCCUUCAAUUUUAUUCUUAUUGCAUGUGUGCAUUCCAGGUUAUUAGCCAACAAAUGUCUGAGUGAGUGGAUUUUCAUGUAAGGAAUGCAGCCAAAGUUCAAAUUUGUUUCUCCGAAAAGUCUGACUGCAAAGGAUUAACUGUGUACUAUUGAGUCUUCAUGCUACAUUGCAAAAUCUCUUGUAUUUGUUAGCCUCAGAUAGUACCAUCUUCAUUGGGUUAAGUUCAUUG